Molecule: messenger RNA, 1071 nt
Organism: Lathyrus oleraceus (garden pea)
Lineage: Eukaryota; Viridiplantae; Streptophyta; Magnoliopsida; Fabales; Fabaceae
Product: DNA polymerase zeta processivity subunit
Exons: 6
Coding region: 58-675 (205 amino acids)
Cellular component (GO): zeta DNA polymerase complex
Source: RefSeq, a predicted model, not a curated record
UUUCUUUUCGAAAAGGGGUUUUGUUUUAUUGAAAAUUGAAUAUGGAAAAUUUAUGUAAUGGAGCGCAGAGAGAAUCAAAAAACUCCACAGGGCCAAAUAGCUAGGGUUUUGGUUGAAUUUUUGGAAGUUGCUAUUACUUCUGUUGUUUUUCUCAAAGGGGUUUAUCCUUCAGGUGCUUUUGAGAGGAGAAGGUAUAUGAAUGUGGUGGUUCAAAGGGCUUGUCAUCCUCAGCUCAGAUAUUACAUUCAUGCCACUGUUUCAGGACUUCUUCCCUUUAUACAAAAGGGCCAGGUUGAAAGAGUAGCUGUUAUUUUCUUCAAUGCUGAUAAUAUUCCGCUCGAGAAAUUUAUUUUCAAGCUUGCAAUGAAUCUCUCUUACGGUUCAUCUGUGGAAGAAGUUGAUCUUCAGUUCUCUCUCAGGUCAUUCAUGAGCAAGUUGUCAAUUUCAGAAUCUCUUACUAAGAAGCUUCCUCCAGAUUGCAGGUGGGAGAUAACUGCUUACUUUCGGUCCAUUCCCGAAGCAGGCACAAGCAAGGAAGCAGACUUGUGGAUUUCAACCGACACAAAGCAGUGGCAACAACCUCCACUUAUCACCCCUAUCAAAUCAAUGAGUAGUGAACCUCUAUGUUUGCAAUUGUACUUGGAGCAUCCAUGUUUAUCAGAAUCAUUGCUUUGAGAAGGGAACUUAAGUAUGUGUUGUGGAUGCAAUGCGUACCAUAAGCUCGUGGAUCACUUGAACUUGUUUCAGGAGACAAAUUGCUAUCUGAAUUCAAGUUUUAAUUAUAAAGGUCCUGGAUGGGAUGAUCUUAAGUUCAGGUUCAUGGACGUUGAUAGCGACAGCGAUGAUGAUAUAUUCCCAGUUACAUGAGUGAAUUACCAGCUUAUGGAGUAUAUAUUUUCUGCCUCUGAUCUUAAGAAAUUUUAGAUCAGUUGUAAUGUAUAUUGUUUAUGUUUUCAUGCUUAAUAGUAACAUUUGUUAGAGGAUUGCUUUGUAUAGUAUAUGUGUAUGUAUAGCUUCGCAACCGAAUUGUACGAUCAUGAAUUUAAUCAUGUACAAUACUUUGCAUAACUA